Messenger RNA from Brachypodium distachyon (stiff brome), 1393 nucleotides. RefSeq names its product cyclin-dependent kinase C-3. The transcript has 11 exons. NCBI's taxonomy places the organism in Eukaryota, Viridiplantae, Streptophyta, Magnoliopsida, Poales, Poaceae. Gene Ontology annotation, biological process: protein phosphorylation; positive regulation of transcription elongation by RNA polymerase II. Gene Ontology annotation, cellular component: nucleus; cyclin-dependent protein kinase holoenzyme complex. The coding region runs from base 129 to 1109 and encodes 326 amino acids. Gene Ontology annotation, molecular function: ATP binding; cyclin-dependent protein serine/threonine kinase activity; RNA polymerase II CTD heptapeptide repeat kinase activity. The record is from RefSeq and is a predicted model, not a curated record.
CAUUCCUUCCUCGGGUUCCGCUGCCUUGCAAUCGUGCCGUCGCUGCCCAGCCGAUUGCCGAAGCGAAGCGCUGAGCAACUACUAAUCUCGCCACGCCGCCGCGCUGCCUCUGCCGAAAUCGACCUGCCAUGACCGGCGAGGAGGCGCCGCUGGGCGCACUCAACCUGGCCGAGUACGCCCCCGCCGGCGCCCGCACCGUCGACUGCUUCAAGCGCAUCCGCAAGAUUGGGGAGGGCACUUACGGCGAGGUAUUUGAGGCUGUGGAUAUUAUAACUGGGGAAAGAGCAGCACUUAAGAAAAUCAAAUUGGAUGAUGGCAAAGAAGGGUUUCCACGCCAAAUCUUGCGUGAGAUUAAACUAUUAAAAAAGCUGGAUCAUGACAACAUCAUCAGAUUGAAAGAGAUCGUAGUUUCUCCUGGUUCUGCGCAUGUAACAGGAGGGUCAGAUGAUCACAUGUACAGGGGGGAUAUAUACAUGGUUUUUGAAUACAUGGACCAUGAUAUGAAGAAAGUCUUGCACCAUAGUAUCCCAUCUCAAGUCAAGGUUUAUAUGGAGCAGCUUCUAAAAGGAUUGCACUACUGCCAUGUGAACAAUGUACUUCAUCGUGAUAUCAAAGGAGCUAAUCUUCUAAUAAGUGGUGAUAAGCUGUUAAAGAUCGCUGAUUUUGGCCUUGCAAGACCAUUUACUAGAGAUGGAAGUUUUACAAACCAUGUGAUCACUCUAUGGUACCGACCCCCAGAGUUGCUUCUAGGUGCCACAAAUUACGCUGAAGGUGUGGAUAUUUGGUCUGUUGGCUGCAUAUUUGCAGAAUUUUUACUUAGGAAACCAUUAUUCCCAGGCAGAACUGAGCAAGAGCAGCUAUCAAAAAUAUUUGAACUCUGUGGAUACCCAAAUGAAGAAAACUGGCCAGGAGCAUCCAAGCUACCAUUGUACAAGACUAUUCAUCCUACAACGCCGACUAAGAGACGCCUGCGGGAUAUACUUAAGAACUUUGACUGCCAUGCUGUGGAAUUAAUUGAUCGCAUGUUGAUACUUAAUCCUUCUCAGAGAAUUUCUGCGCAGGAUGCUCUUCGUGCGACCUAUUUCAUCUGUUAUGGGGAAGAAACCUAGAUUUUCUGUUCUCUGGUGGAUUAAGCUCCUUAACAUAGGUGUAAGUACUAUCUGAAGACUGAAGUCUUGCUUCAUGUGCUGACCUUGGUAUAGGGCUAUCGAGGACUUGAUUUAUUUUGGGUCUUUUGUAUAUGGAUGCUAUGUACUGAUGUACAUCAUGAAUUGAGGCAUACUUUAUUUUGACUAUGAAUUAUCAGAAGUAGUUCUUCCAGUUUGUUGUAGAAAACAACAUUUAUUGAAGUGUAGGCUACAUUAAGUGCUUUCAAAUAUAGUUUUUUUCAUUA